Monoraphidium neglectum is the source of this 171-nucleotide messenger RNA. RefSeq lists its product as hypothetical. The annotation marks the transcript as partial. The transcript has a single exon. The record is from RefSeq and is a predicted model, not a curated record. NCBI's taxonomy places the organism in Eukaryota, Viridiplantae, Chlorophyta, Chlorophyceae, Sphaeropleales, Selenastraceae. Gene Ontology annotation, molecular function: protein binding.
GUUGGCCACUUUAAAGGCCGCCUGGCCGAGGUGCUGGAGCUGCCCGCCAACAAGCAGAAGCUGCACCGCGACAACGUCGGCUUCCUGUCGGACCACUUCUCAUUGGCGCACUACAACGUGGGGCCGGAGGUGACGCUCACAUUGUCCACCAAGACGCGUGGCCGCAAGUAG